Sphaeramia orbicularis (orbiculate cardinalfish) is the source of this 3614-nucleotide messenger RNA. It is a transcript of the gene tmod2, whose product is annotated as tropomodulin 2. Gene Ontology annotation, molecular function: tropomyosin binding. The record is from RefSeq and is a predicted model, not a curated record. The transcript has 11 exons. The coding region runs from base 260 to 1300 and encodes 346 amino acids. Gene Ontology annotation, cellular component: striated muscle thin filament; myofibril; cytoskeleton. Lineage: Eukaryota; Metazoa; Chordata; Actinopteri; Kurtiformes; Apogonidae. Gene Ontology annotation, biological process: pointed-end actin filament capping; muscle contraction; actin filament organization.
CUCAAUGCGUCUUUCUCUCUUCCUGUGUCACCGCCCUUGGGCUGAGGAAGAAAUCCACAACCGGAGUCACUGGGAAGAACUCGAACCCUUGGACCGAUUGGACUCACUUUGUUCUCAGGCCUAACCCUAACCCGGACCUGGACCUGGACCCUGACCCUGGUUUGGAGCCUGGACACCAGUGUUGUGACUGGUCUGCUGCUAAAGAAGCUACAGUGGACACUAGGGGUAUUCUUGCCAGUACACACCUCUAGUCGACACCAUGGCCUUGUCUUACAAGAAGGACCUGGACAAAUACAAGGAUCUGGACGAAGAUGAAAUCCUCAACAAACUGUCGGCAGAGGAGCUCAAACAGCUGGAGACGGCUCUGGAGGAGAUGGACCCUGAGAAUGCCCUUCUUCCAGCGGGCCUGCGUCAGAAGGACCAGACAGUGAAGGUGGCAACGGGGCCAUUUGACCGUGAACGCCUCCUCAAAUACCUGGAGAAAGAAGCCAUGGAGUACAAGGACCGAGAGGAUUACAUCCCAUUCACUGGAGAGAAAAAAGGUAAAGUAUUUGUUCCAAAGCAGAAACCAAUAGAAACACAUCAGGAGGAUGUCACAACUCUGGACCCGGAACUAGAAGAAGCCCUGUCCAGUGCAACGGACACCGAACUAUGUGAUCUGGCAGCCAUCCUGGGAGUCCAUACCCUGGUCACCAGUACUCAGACAUAUGCAGGAACUGGACCUACAGAGGGUUACAACAAUGUCAUCAAAGGGGAGAAGAUGAAUCCAGUGUUCGAUGAACCUCCUAACCCCACCAAUGUAGAAGAAACUCUGCAGAGGAUCAAAAACAACGACAGCUCUUUAAUAGAGGUCAACCUCAACAACAUUAAGAACAUUCCUAUUCCCACACUCAAAGACUUUGCCAAAGCCAUGGAGAAGAACAUCCAUGUGAAGAAAUUCAGCAUGGCAGCAACACGGAGCAACGACCCUGUGGCUGUGGCGUUCAGUGAAAUGCUCCGAGAAAACAAGACACUGAGAUCCUUGAACCUGGAGUCCAACUUCAUCACUGGGGCUGGAGUCCAGGCUCUGGUGGACGCCCUGAGAGACAACGAAACCCUGACAGAGAUUAAGAUCGACAACCAGAGACAACAGCUGGGAACAACAGUAGAGAUGGAGAUCGCCAAGAUGUUAGAGGAGAACCACAGCAUCGUGAAGUUCAGCUACCACUUCAGCCAACAGGGACCAAGGAGCAGAGCAGCAGCAGCAAUCACCAAGAACAAUGACCUGGUCCGCAGGAAGCGAGUGGAAGGCGACCUUUAGGGGCGGAGUCUGUUGUGUCCCAUGGCCAAUCGUGUUGUUUCAUCUCACCAUGAGGAUUCAUCUCACUGUGGAAACUUGUGCCAAACUGGAGCGAGGCACUGGUGACCAGAACCAACAUCUGAACCAACUGGACCGAAUAUCUGAGAAGAACAGAACCAACUGGAACCAACAUCUGAGAAGAAGGAACCAACUGGAACCAACUGGACCAGCCCUCUGCUUCAGACUCAGCUUUAGUCUGGUUCUGGUUCUGGUUCUGUUCGACCUCUACAUCUGUUUAGUUUUUUUUAGUCCUUUCCUUUCAGGCGCUCCUCCUCCUUUUUUUCAGUUAUGCUCACCUGUCCAGACUUUUGUCCCUUUGUUUUUUCUUCUGUUGGAUUCAUGUGAAAUAAAUGGAACAUCACCGACGAUAAACAGCUUUAAGAACAAGAACCAACAUUCACUAAACCUCUGAUAUAACACUCCAGUUUUGACCCUAACCCCUUGAACCCUAACCCCCCUAACCCUAACCACACUUCAGUUUAUACCCUACACCCUCUAACCCUAAAACCCUAACCCCUCUAACCCUAACCACAGUUCAGUUUAUACCCUAACCCCUCUAACCCUAACCCCCCCAACCCUAACCACAGCUCAGUUUAUACCCUACACCCUCUAACCCUUACCCCCCCCCAACCCUAACCCCUCUAACCCUGACUACAGUUCAGUUUAUACCCUACACCCUCUAACCCUAACCCCCCCCCCAACCCUAACCCCUCUAACCCUAAUCACAGUUCAGUUUAUACCCUAACCCCCUUGAACCCUAACCCCUCAGACCCUAACCCAGUUUAUCUCCACCUCUAGCCCAAACCCUGUCCCAUGGUUCAGUCUGUCAGACCUGUUGUCCAUGUGUUCGUCUGUGGGCUGGUGUUUGUAAUGAAGCUGCCUUGUAACACUAGUGUGUGUGUGUGUGUGUGUGUGUGUGUGUGUGUGUGUGUGUGUGUGUGUGUGUGUGUGUGUGUGUGUGUGAGAGAGAGAGAGAGAUGGGCUCAUGCUACAUAUUGAACAUUCUUAACUCUUGCCUGUUUUCACUGAACUUGUGUUUCUGCUUCAUGUCCUAACAUUGAUCUCAACAGAUAAUCAGGAUGAAAUUAUAAAACUAGGCAACAGGAUGUUAUUGUGCAGAUGAUCAUGGAACAAUAUAUGAACUAAAUUCACAUCGUUAUGUUCUGUUCAUCCUGGGGAUGAAGAAUUCAAAUUCCACUCAUUCUGGAUUUGAUCUAUGUUUCUAUUGGUUCGUUAGUUUCAUUCAUUUGAUUAAAUACAAAUGAACAAAGUAAGCACUAAAUCAAAAUGUUAGACUAUGAAUGUUUGGUCUUCUGUCUAAUUUUGAAUUAUUUCUUUUGUUCCGUUUUCAUUUUGUUCUGUUUUUUUCCCCCUUGUUUUCAUUUUGUUGUUUUUUUCCCCUUGUUUUCAUUUUGUUAUCAUUUUUGCCGCCUUGUGUCUUUUACAGAUUUGAUUUAGAAAUAAUGAUUUGAACAUAAUUAUCAGCAGAUAAAUUUAUUAUUGUGAUAACAUUUUCCUCUGUACAUAUGUUAAGAUUAGGGUACAGGGUUAGGGUAAAGGGUGUAGAGUUAGGGUAAGGGUCAGGGUAAAGGGUAAAGGCUGUAAGGUAAGGGUUAGGGUUAAGGUAAGGGUCAGGGUUAAGGUAAGGGUCAGGGUAAAAGCUGUAUACACUGUACUGUUGAAGCUACACAUUCCUUGUUCUUUUAAUGAUGUUUGUCUGAACAAACUGGAGGCCUGUGAAGUUCAACCAGGUCCAAGACUAACACAGGUCCUGCAGUCACUCUGACCCCACCCCGACUCUUACAUCAGGUUUCUGUGGACCACCAUCCCUGACUGUGUUAUAUUCUGUUGAUCCUUCUUCUGUGGCUGAACUUUGCCUUUUCUGUCUGUGUUUCUCCUUUUUCCUCCUGGGUUUUCUAUUUUUCUUUUUUCUUCUAUUAAUCCUAACCCUACCUCCUGGGUUUUUCUUUUCUUUUGUGCUUUUUGCUGGUGGAUAAAAUGGCUCAGCCUUGUUCAUAUUCUGUGAUUCAUAAACUGUAUAUUAACUGUAAAACUCCAUCUCAAAUUCUAAAUGCACAUGCACACAUUUGUGUGUUCUAUAUAAAUCUGCACAACUCACUGCUGAUAUUUGUUUUGUGUUUUUUUUUUUUUUUUUUUUUUUACCUUGAAUUCCAAGUGUCAGCUCAACAAAAGGAACAGAUACUUUUGGGACAAACCAUGAGACUGGUUCAAUACUGAUACGAAACAUCCUGAACAAUAAAUGUUUGUACCUCUG